AUGCAUUCGCGCACACAAAUCAAGCUUGGCAGUGACAGCGAUCUGGUGCGGUUGGGCGUUAGGGAGGAUGACGCUGUUUCCUACCUCUUCUUCCCUCAACUUUCUACACGCUCUUUGGUGGAAGGGAUUGGUUAG
This is a messenger RNA of Echinococcus granulosus, 135 nucleotides long. RefSeq lists its product as hypothetical. The transcript is spliced from 2 exons. Lineage: Eukaryota; Metazoa; Platyhelminthes; Cestoda; Cyclophyllidea; Taeniidae. The record is from RefSeq and is a predicted model, not a curated record. Bases 1 to 135 code for a protein of 44 amino acids.